AUGGCCGAUCAACAGCUUGGAGUGUUGAAAGCACUCGAUGUAGCGAAAACGCAACUUUACCAUUUUACAGCGAUCGUCAUCGCUGGUAUGGGUUUCUUUACUGAUGCCUACGAUCUCUUUUGUGUUUCCUUGGUGACUAAGCUCCUAGGCCGCCUCUACUACUUCGAUCCGACAUCACCAAAGCCUGGCUCACUUCCACCUCAUGUUGCUGCUGCGGUCAACGGUGUGGCACUUUGUGGAACCCUUGCUGGUCAGUUGUUCUUUGGAUGGCUCGGUGACAAACUCGGAAGGAAAAAAGUGUAUGGUAUCACUUUGAUCAUGAUGAUCGUGUGUUCUGUCGCUUCCGGUCUCUCAUUAGGGAACCAUGCCAAGGGUGUCAUGACCACUCUUUGCUUUUUCAGGUUUUGGCUUGGGUUUGGUAUCGGAGGUGAUUAUCCUCUUUCAGCCACAAUCAUGUCUGAAUAUGCUAACAAGAAGACUCGUGGAGCUUUUAUCGCGGCCGUCUUCGCCAUGCAAGGUGUUGGUAUCUUGGCUGGAGGUUUUGUGGCACUUGCAGUAUCUUCCAUUUUCGACAAAAAGUUCCCAUCGCCGACCUACGAGCAAGACAGGUUUCUCUCAACACCUCCUCAAGCUGAUUACAUUUGGCGCAUCAUUGUCAUGUUUGGUGCUGUACCUGCGGCCAUGACCUACUAUUGGCGUAUGAAGAUGCCCGAAACGGCUCGUUACACUGCUUUAGUUGCAAAAGACAUUAAACAAGCAACAAAAGACAUGUCCAAGGUCUUACAAGUGGAGCUUGAGGUUGAAGAAAGGGCGGAGGACCCCAAACUCAACUAUGGCUUGUUCUCCAAGGAGUUCUUGAAACGUCAUGGGCUUCCUCUUCUUGGGUGUACCUCUACUUGGUUCUUGCUUGACAUUGCCUUCUACAGCCAAAACUUGUUCCAAAAGGAUAUUUUCUCGGCCAUCGGAUGGAUUCCAAAGGCAGCCACCAUGAAUGGUAUCCAUGAAGUUUUCAAGAUUGCUAGGGCACAAACACUCAUUGCACUAUGCAGUACUGUUCCAGGUUACUGGUUCACGGUCGCGUUCAUUGAUAUCAUGGGAAGAUUUGCGAUCCAGCUAAUGGGAUUCUUCAUGAUGACUGUUUUCAUGUUUGCCAUUGCCUUCCCUUACGACCACUGGAUCAAACCCGACAACCGUAUCGGUUUCGUGGUUAUGUACUCUCUCACAUUCUUUUUCGCCAACUUUGGUCCAAAUGCAACUACUUUUAUUGUCCCGGCUGAGAUCUUCCCAGCCAGGCUAAGGUCUACAUGCCAUGGUAUAUCAGCCGCGACAGGUAAGGCUGGAGCCAUCGUUGGAGCCUUUGGGUUUCUAUACGCAGCUCAGCCACAGGACAAGAGCAAGGUCGAUGCUGGUUACCCACCAGGCAUUGGAGUUAAGAACUCAUUGAUCAUGCUUGGUGUUAUUAACUUUGUUGGUAUGCUUUUCACAUUCCUUGUCCCUGAACCUAAGGGCAAGUCCCUAGAAGAACUCUCUGGGGAGGCUGAGGUUGAAAAGUAA
Molecule: messenger RNA, 1554 nt
Organism: Capsella rubella
Lineage: Eukaryota; Viridiplantae; Streptophyta; Magnoliopsida; Brassicales; Brassicaceae
Product: probable inorganic phosphate transporter 1-3
Exons: 2
Coding region: 1-1554 (517 amino acids)
Biological process (GO): phosphate ion transport; transmembrane transport
Cellular component (GO): membrane
Molecular function (GO): phosphate transmembrane transporter activity
Source: RefSeq, a predicted model, not a curated record